Messenger RNA from Nannospalax galili (Upper Galilee mountains blind mole rat), 664 nucleotides. It is a transcript of the gene Ms4a7, whose product is annotated as membrane spanning 4-domains A7. Gene Ontology annotation, cellular component: plasma membrane; trans-Golgi network. The record is from RefSeq and is a predicted model, not a curated record. Gene Ontology annotation, biological process: cell surface receptor signaling pathway. NCBI's taxonomy places the organism in Eukaryota, Metazoa, Chordata, Mammalia, Rodentia, Spalacidae.
AUGCUUCUGCAGCUCAGCAUCAAGGGGAUUUUUGAGGGCUUCCUUCCAAAGGACACCAUUAUCCACAAAAGAGAGAAAGAUUGACACAUCUGGGGAAAAGAAGAUGACCUGCAGAAUGGUGUGCCACAAGAAGCCACAGUUCUUGGGACAAUCCAAAUCCUAUUUGGCCUGACGAUUGCAAGCUUGGGGGCUGUUUUGAUUUCUGCUUCCUACUCCUCCCACUUCAACCCAGCAGCAUCUGCCACCAUGAUGCCCGGGUUCCUGUUUGUAGGAGCCCUGUUUGCAAUGGGCUGUCUGAUGGCAAACACAGCAAGUUUUGUUGCUGCUGGAGUUGGCCUCUUCCUCCUCACUCACAGUCUCAUAGCCCUGAAUAUUGCCUCUAUACACAGCCCUUCAGGAAAGAAGAGUCUAUCUUUGCUGCUUUCUUCGGAGCACUACUAUUUGACAGAUGAAGAAAAGAACUGUCUCCUGGCUGAUGUUGGCAUAACAAGUGGUCUGGUGAUAAUGCUUGUCUUCACUGCACUGGAACUUUUGCUGGCUCCAUAUGCAUCUGCCUUUUGGCAGAAAGAAGUCUGCUCCAACAAGCCUGAGAGUGUACUUUUCUUGCCUAAUCGCAAGCUCACACCCAACAUGUCAAAAUAGAUCUUUAAAGGUCAGGGAUAUG